Messenger RNA from Chrysoperla carnea, 2086 nucleotides. RefSeq names its product integrator complex subunit 9 (gene IntS9). Bases 131 to 2086 code for a protein of 651 amino acids. Gene Ontology annotation, biological process: snRNA processing. Gene Ontology annotation, cellular component: integrator complex. NCBI's taxonomy places the organism in Eukaryota, Metazoa, Arthropoda, Insecta, Neuroptera, Chrysopidae. The record is from RefSeq and is a predicted model, not a curated record. The transcript has 9 exons.
UAAAAUAAAAGUCAAUUUCCAACCACAAUACUUUUAAAACAUUGAAAUAAAAUAUUCUUUUUAAUUAUUUAAGAUUUUAAUUAAAUGCAAACGAUAUUAUAAUAAAUUUUACAAAAUAUCAACCAACAAAAUGAAGCUGUAUUGUUUAAGCAGCGACCCAAAUAAACCAUGUUCUGUAUUAUGUUUCAACGAGUUAACAGUAAUGUUAGAUUGUGGACUUUCGUCUCAAACAAUUUUAAACUUUCUACCAAUGCCAUUAGUUCCAAACGCAAGAUUAACAAAUUUACCAACUUGGAAUUCAAGAGAUUUAGGUGAAACUCAAUUAGAAGGCGAACUAAAAGAAUGUUGUGGGAAAGUUUUCGUCGAUUCACAACCGGAGUUCAGUCCUCCAUUGGAUAAUUUAAUUGAUUUUUCUCAAAUCGAUGUUAUUUUGAUAUCAAAUUACAUGUGUAUGCUUGCAUUACCUUUCAUUACCGAAGGAACCGGAUUUAAUGGUGUUGUUUAUGCUACCGAACCAACUUUGCAAAUUGGAAGAUUUUUUCUAGAAGAAUUAGUUGAAUUCAUUACACAAAGUCCAAAAUCGACACAUGCAACACAAUGGAAAAACUUAUUACAUAUUUUGCCUCCUCCGUUGUCUGAAAGUUUACGUCCAAAAUCAUGGCGUCAUAUUUACAAUAUGGACGCAGUGAAUUCAUCAUUGUCUCGUGUACAAAUGGUUGGAUAUGAUGAAAAACUAGAUGUGUAUGGAGGUUUACAGGUAAUCGCUGUUAGUUCUGGAUAUUGUUUAGGGUCGAGUAAUUGGAUAAUGAGUACUGAACAUGAAAAAAUUGCAUAUGUUAGUGGAUCAUCUACAUUAACAACACAUCCAAGACCUAUGGAUCAAGCGGCGUUAAGAGCCGCAGAUGUGCUAAUAAUGACUGGAUUAACACAAACUCCUGUUUCAAAUCCUGAUGGAAUGCUUGGAUUAUUGUGCAUGACAGUUGCAAUGACUUUACGGGCUGGUGGAAGUGUAUUAAUUCCAUGUUAUCCGUCAGGAGUUGUGUAUGAUUUAUUUGAAUGUUUAUCUUCAAAUCUGGAUAGUGCUGGAAUGUCUACCAUACCCAUGUAUUUCAUUUCACCUGUUGCUGAUACCUCUUUAGCAUAUUCCAAUAUAUUAGCGGAAUGGCUUUCAACUGCAAAACAAAAUAAAGUCUAUUUACCAGAAGAACCAUUUCCACAUGCAUUUUUAGUAAAAAAUUCUAGAUUGAAACAUUUCAAACACAUUUAUUCGGAGGGAUUUAGUACUGAUUUUCGACAACCUUGUGUGGUAUUUUGCGGUCAUCCUGGUCUUCGAUUUGGAGAUUCUGUUCAUUUUAUUGAGAUGUGGAGUAAUAACGCACAGAAUGUUGUUAUUUUCACUGAACCAGAUUUUGAUCACAACGAAGCCGCAGCUCCAUUUCAACCAAUGGCAAUGAAAAUUCUACAUUGUCCUAUCGAUACUUCAUUAAAUUUUACACAAGCAAAUAAAUUAAUACGUGAUUUAAAACCUGGUGCUUUAGUUGUACCUCAUUGUUAUACUUUACCGCCAGUUACUGCACCAAAUCGUACAGAUUUAGUAAUCGAUACUUCCGAUAGGCCAGUAUUAACAUUUAAAAAGGGCGAAGUUUUAACAUUACCCAUAAAACGAAAGAAAAGUCGAGUGUAUAUAGAUCCAAACAUUGCUUCAAAAUUAUUUCCGCGUGAAAUAAAAGCUGGUGUUAAUUUAUGUUCAAUUACUGGGCAUUUAGAUGUUAAAGAUAAUUUAAUAAACAUCGAGGAAAUUAAAAUCGAAAAAAAUGAAAAAGAUGAUAUUACGUUUCAAAAUACGGCCGAUAUCAAACAUGAAUUCGGAUCUUUGGAUGUUAACGAUUUUGUACAAAGAUUGUCACGUGAAGGUAUUAAAGAUGUAAAGGUUGAACCGGGACCAAGUGGAAUUUUUAUACAUUUGCCUAAUGAUGAUACUUUAAUUCAAGUUGAUGAUCAUUCAACACACAUUUUUUGUGAAGGCGAGCCUGAAUUACGAAUGUUACUACGAAAUACUUUGCUGAAUUGCUUAAAAAAUUUUUAA